Messenger RNA from Labrus mixtus (cuckoo wrasse), 710 nucleotides. It is a transcript of the gene ppil1, whose product is annotated as peptidylprolyl isomerase (cyclophilin)-like 1. The transcript is spliced from 4 exons. Gene Ontology annotation, cellular component: catalytic step 2 spliceosome. Bases 149 to 649 code for a protein of 166 amino acids. The record is from RefSeq and is a predicted model, not a curated record. Gene Ontology annotation, biological process: protein peptidyl-prolyl isomerization; protein folding. NCBI's taxonomy places the organism in Eukaryota, Metazoa, Chordata, Actinopteri, Labriformes, Labridae. Gene Ontology annotation, molecular function: peptidyl-prolyl cis-trans isomerase activity.
UCACACAAAGAGGAAAUGACAGACAACCAGCGAAGAAGAAGUCCAUGAAUGAAUUGAAUGAACGUGUUUAGCACCAAUAUCAUAAACUUUUUUUUUUAUCAAAGUAGUUUUUUGUAAAGACUAGUGAGAAUACCCAUUUGGAGUGAUAAUGUCAGGGAUACCUUCAGACACAUGGCAGCCGCCAACAGUGGCUCUGGACACAACGAUGGGGACGGUUGUAGUGGAGCUGUACUGGAGACAUGCACCAAAAACCUGCAAGAACUUUGCAGAGCUUGCCCGAAGAGGCUACUACACCAAUACAAAGUUUCACCGCAUCAUCAAAGACUUCAUGGUGCAGGGAGGAGACCCUACAGGAACAGGUCGCGGUGGUGCUUCCAUAUUUGGUAAACAGUUUGAAGAUGAACUGAGCCUGGAGCUGAAAUUCACAGGUGCUGGUAUUCUCGCGAUGGCCAAUGCAGGACAAGACACAAACGGAAGCCAGUUCUUCCUCACACUGGCCCCCUCACAGUGGUUAGAUGGAAAGCACACUAUUUUUGGAAGAGUAUGCCAGGGGAUGGGGGUGCUGAACCGGAUUGGGAUGGUUGAGACUAGUGGACAGGAUCGACCCAUCGAUGAUAUCAAAAUCGUCAGAUGCAAUGUAGCAAAUUAAACAAAUACUGAUCAUUUUUAUACAGGUUUUUUUUUUUUUCAAUAAAUGUUUGUUAAAUUUU